Molecule: messenger RNA, 1185 nt
Organism: Serendipita indica DSM 11827
Lineage: Eukaryota; Fungi; Basidiomycota; Agaricomycetes; Sebacinales; Serendipitaceae
Source: the annotation of a GenBank genome assembly
AUGUCUUCCCAAGUCAACACAAACGAAGUCUGGAUCGUUGGUGCGUCUAGGACACCCGUUGGAUCUCUCAAUGGUGCCCUCAAGACGCUCCCGGCGACACAGCUCGGCUCGAUUGCCAUCAAACACGCCGUCGAGAGUUCAAAAGUGCCCGCUGCCGCCGUAGAAGAAGUCUUUCUUGGUCAGGUCAUCCAAGCGGGUGCAGGUCAGUCCCCAGCACGCCAGGCAGCGCUCGGUGCAGGCCUCCCAGAGACGGCAGACGCGACGACGAUCAACAAAGUCUGCGCAAGCGGUCUCAAGUCGAUCAUGCUCGGUGCUCAACAGAUCCAACUCGGUCAGCGCGAUGUUGUCGUUGCGGGAGGCAUGGAAAGCAUGAGCAAUGCACCAUUCCUCAUUGCCCGACAGAACCCAGCGUUUGGAAACGGCACGUUGAUCGACUCGAUGCAAAACGAUGGCCUCUGGGAGGUCUACAACAAAUUCCCAAUGGGCAACUGUGCAGAGCAUACCGCCCAACAGCAUGGUAUUACGCGUGAAAGCGCCGAUGCUCAUGCCAUCGAAAGCUACAAGCGCGCUGCCGAGGCUUGGAAGCGGGGUGCUUUUGACAAUGAGAUUGCUCCCGUUGUCAUCAAGGAUCGACGAGGGACCGAGACGAUUGUCAAAGAGGACGAAGAAUACAAAAAUGUCAAGUUUGACAAGAUCCCCACCUUGAAGCCCGUCUUCUCGAAGGAUGGCAUUGUCACUGCCGCCAAUGCAUCGAACCUCAACGAUGGUGCCAGCGCUGUCGUCCUCGUCAGCCGCGCAAAGGGCGAGGAACUCGGACUCAAGCCACUGGCAAAGAUUGUUUCGUAUGCUGACGCUGCUCUCAAGCCGAUUGACUUCCCAAUCGCGCCCACCGUUGCCAUCCCCGCUGCGAUUCAAAAGGCCGGACUGACCAAGGACGACAUUGCUCUUUACGAGAUCAACGAAGCCUUCUCGGUGGUCGUUCGUGCAGCAGAAAAAAUCCUAGACCUCGAUCCUAAAAAGAUCAACGUCAACGGUGGUGCGGUGGCCCUCGGCCACGCGAUUGGAAACUCGGGUUCCCGUAUCAUCGUGUCCCUGGUACAUGCACUCAAGCCUGGAGAGUAUGGAGCGGCUGGUGUCUGCAAUGGAGGAGGAGCUGCAUCCGCAUUGGUGAUCCAGCGCCUGUAG